Entrophospora candida is the source of this 3163-nucleotide messenger RNA. The record is from the annotation of a GenBank genome assembly. NCBI's taxonomy places the organism in Eukaryota, Fungi, Glomeromycota, Glomeromycetes, Entrophosporales, Entrophosporaceae.
AUGUCGGCCUUUUUUGUCAGAGCGUUAUACGAUUUUAAUUCAGAAACACAUUCAAGCUUAUCAUUUCGAAAAAACGAUAAAAUACAAGUGCUUACUCAGUUAGAAUCUGGGUGGUGGGAUGGUUUAUGUAAUGGUCAUCGUGGUUGGUUUCCUAGUAAUUAUGUGACUACUGAAAAUGACGAGGAUAUUGAUGAUAUAGAGGUGGAGGUUACAACAGAAUGUCACGAUGUUGCAGAUGAUAAAAAAGGACUCGACUUGGACUUGGAGGGAGAUAAAUUUUCGGAUUGGAUGGUACAGCAUACACCCGAUGGUGUGAUGUUUUAUUAUAAUGUUCAUACAGCUAGCACAACUUCAAAUCAUCAUCGUGCAUCGAGAUCUCUAGAUUCUUUAUCUGGUUCAAUCGAUAUUUUAGCAAGUCAAAAUAGACCAUUACCUGAAAAUUGGAUACAGCAUCCUACAGAAGAUGGUACUACCUAUUAUUAUUUAAAUAUUCAAACACAAGAGAUUCGAUGGACUCAUCCCUCUGGUUCAAUAAUCACUACUUCUAAUGAUAUUGAUGGAGAUGGAAUUGUUUCUCAUAUAACUUCAAUUGAAGAAGAAGUAGUGGCAAAUGAUGACCUUGAUGCUGCCGACGAAGAAAGUUUAGCUAGUUCUCGAGGUAGUAGACUUAGUACAAGUACCAUAGGAACAAUUCAACAAAGACAACAACUGAAUAACAAUAAUGAUGACAGCAAGCUUCCGCCUAAUUGGAGUAAAAGAACUACUCCACAAGGCAAAGAUUAUUAUUACAAUCAAACAAAUGAAGAAACUAUUUGGAGUCUGGAAAACGUAGAUUCUGGUGGUCAAUUGAUACAAAAUAAUGAAAAUAAUUCAAAUGAAACUGGUUUGGCUCCUGGUUAUUCAGAUCAAUCAAUAUAUUCACCAGAACCUUUGAUUAUAAUGACAAAUGAACUACUCAAUUGGGAUUCAUUAUUAUCUAGCAUUAUUUUAUCUAUUCAACAACUACACAAUGCUGCUAAAGAGAAUGCUAAACAUGAAUUCAUCGUCUGUACCAAUUCUAUUGUUGAAAGGAUUCGGAUUAUGCUUUAUGCAUCCGGUACAAUUGAUAAAGAAUCAUAUACUAUCCGAGAAAAUAAAAAUUUAAAACUUUUUCAUAGACGUAUAAUGGCAUCAUUAUCAAAACUGGUACUAAGCACAAAAAUAGCUGCUGGUGUAUGGCCUCCUCCCGAUUCAAAUCAAAAAUUGAGGAAUGAUGUGGAUGAAGUUCUUGAAGCUGUCCAACAAUUUGUUCAAAUUUCAAAAAAUAUUGUGGAAAUCAGACGUGUUGAUCCUAGAAUUUUACAGAGUUCUUAUGGUGGUUCAUGGCGUGGUAAUAAUUUAAGGCCAAUGUUAACAAACAAUCGACAUCGUAGAACUCCCUCUUUGCUAUUAAAGUAUAAAAGUGGUAGCGACUCAAAUGGUUUUACAGCUCCAUCGCAACAUCUAACUGAUGGUUUGGUUAUUUCUAUUGAUCAAAAUUCGAAAUUUAUUUUCAAAACAAUAAAUUCAUUAAUGAGUGACAUCAACAGUAUACGAGAUGCUUCACUAAAUAAUAAUGCAUCAUCAAAAAAUGUUAAUAAUAUGGCUCAAUUAUUUAAUCAAGUGCAUCAAAUCAUAAAACAAAGUGGUCAAUUUUUAUCCAUGCUAGAAGACAUUGAUUUAAAAGAUUUAGAUGAAUAUAGUCAAUCUUUUAUAAAUGAAUUUGAAGUCGCAAAGCAAUUUAUAUAUAAUACCAUUGCAAGUUUAAUAAUUGUUAUACAGGCUUCGAUUGAUCCUUUGAAUCAACGUGAUGUUUUAGAAGAACUUAUAAAUUCAGCAAAUAUUGUUGAAAAAUCAGUAAAAGAUGUUAUAAUAGCACUAAAGUUCCUAUUGGAAGAAAAGGAAUCAAGAUCGUUACCACCUCUGAUUUCUGCAUCAUCUGAUUACUCCUACGAUUUAUCGCCUCCUUUGUCACCAAUCGAUUCGACAGCUAAUGAUAAAUUAGUUCGCAAACAAAAUAAAGUAUCUAAAUUUUUUGGAGUAGAAGUUCUUCCUGAAUUAAAUGAAAAACCAUGGUUUCUUGAGUAUGAUUAUGAUCAUUCUGACAUAGUUUUUAAUAUGGAAACGCAAGUGAAAGGUGGAACACUUAAAGCAUUAAUUGAGAGGUUGACUAGUCAUGAUCAAUUGGACUCUAAUUUUAUAGCAACAUUUUUGUUGACUUAUAGAUCAUUUUGUACUACAGAUGAAUUUUUUAGACAUUUAGUUGACAGAUUUGUUAUUCAACCACCAGAAAGAUUAAGUAGUGAAGAGCUGAAAAUUUGGCAAGAAAAGAAACAAAAGCCUGUAAGAUUAAGAGUUUAUAAUAUAAUGAAAACAUGGUUGGAAACUUAUUAUAUUGAUGGAGAUGAUAGUCAUUGUUUAGAAGAUAUGCGCGAGUUUACUAAUACAAUAGUGAAGGAACAUAUGUCUUUUGCUACUAAUAAUUUAAUUAAAGCAAUUAAUAGAAGACAACAACAACCAAAACAAGCCAAAUUUAGAGAUUUAGUUCUAACCAUGUCUACACAACCUCCUCCACCCAUUGUACCUAGAAAUUUUAAAAAAGUAAAAUUUUUAGAUUUAGAACCUUUGGAAUUAGCAAGACAGCUUACAAUUAUUGAGAGUAAACUGUAUAAUAAAAUAAGACCUGUUGAAUGUUUAAAUAAAGCUUGGAGCAAAGAAGAAGCUACAGAUAAAUGUAGAAGUUUAAAUAAUUUUAAUUCAUUGACAGCCAUCAUCUCGGGAUUAAACUCUGCUCCUGUUCACAGACUUAGAAGAACAUGGGAGCUAGUCCAUCAAAAAACAUUACUGUUGCUUGAAUCGUUGGUUAGUUUAAUGAAUCCUUCAAAAAGUUUUGCUGUAUACAGAGAACAAUUGCAUAGUAUCAAUCCACCUUGUGUUCCAUUUUUAGGCGUUUAUUUAACAGAUCUUACAUUUGUUGAAGACGGUAAUCCAAAUACUCUUAAAAAUAGCAAUAAAUUAAUAAAUUUUUCGAAAAGAAUGAAAACCGCAGAUAUAAUAAGAGAAAUACAACAAUAUCAAUCUGUGCCAUAUAAUCUACAACAGGUACCAGAGAUACAAGAAUUUAUAAAAAAGAAUUUAGAAGAUA